This is a messenger RNA of Theileria annulata, 243 nucleotides long. RefSeq lists its product as uncharacterized. The record is from RefSeq and is a predicted model, not a curated record. The transcript is spliced from 2 exons. NCBI's taxonomy places the organism in Eukaryota, Apicomplexa, Aconoidasida, Piroplasmida, Theileriidae. The coding region runs from base 1 to 243 and encodes 80 amino acids.
AUGAAAAAUAGCAUAUUUCACAUUUUAGAAAUUGAUAUACCAUUAAAUGAUGGUAGUAAUAAAAGAUAUUGGUAUGGCUCAGUUUCAAGUGAUGAUGGUGUAAUAAAGAUGAUGAAGAUAAAUGAUAUUAAGGACUGGGAGAGUUUUAUUCAAAGGCGUUCGAGCCGAAUUUUGGAAAAGAACAAAAUUUUAUCAAAUUAUGAGGAAAUUUUUAACAAAAACAAACCAAACGUUUUUUUCUAA